AUGUACGACGAGCACUGGUAUAGCUUUCAAGAGGUGCCGCAGAGCAGACCAUCGGCUGUAAAGACGCGCCACCGUCGAGCCAACUCUCUGCUGCAGCAACCAGAGGAGACGACCGACAACAACAUCCCCGAAGAACCACUCCCAGCACUUUUUGAGGACCAGGAAGACGUGAACGCGCCACCCGAGGCUACUGUUCUUCGCCGGGCGAAAUCUUAUUCGGACUUCUACGACAUCGCGACUGCGCAUCUCGCUGGCGGCCAUGGAGGACCCAAGCAGAUGAACAAGAAGGCCAAGGGGCGACGCAACAAUCACAACCUCUGGGAUGCCUUGAUGAUCCCCGUGAGUGCGGCAUCGAAACUACCUGUGGAGGAAGGCAUAUACGACGAUACUCUGGCCCAAGAGUUGCUACAGGCUAGCCAGCAAGAAUACCUGCUGUACCAUGACCAACUCACCUUGACGGAACGACAUCUGGGAACCCUGAUCGACGACGCCAACAGCGCACUCAAGACCCUCGAGACUUUGUGUCAGUCCUUCCGAGCCGUUGAGGAGCAGACGACACCCUUCAAGGCACAGUGCGACGACCUGCUGGAGGAACAAAAACGUCUCCAGACGCUUGCCGAUGAAGUUGGAACCGAUCUGCAUUACUACGCCUAUCUCGACACCGUCAGUCGACGCCUCAAUGCCCUGGGCGCAGGCCGCCUUGUGGAUGACGACGCGUUUGGCGAUAUCCUGGCCAACCUGGACUCUUGCAUUGAGUUUAUGAUCCAGCAUCCCCAAUAUCGGGACGCUGAUACCUACCAGGCUAGAUACCAGGCGCUACUAACCAAGGCCCUACAUCUUCUAGAGGUGGGAUUCAACAACCGGCUAGAUCAAGUGUCUGGGGAACUCGCUCGUCAAAUCACCAACACCCAGUCGGAAUCCGCGCGACAUGCAUUGGCUUAUGGCCGGUUCGAGGAGGUCCUAAUGAACUCCUAUUCGCUCAUUCCCAACAUUCAGCGGGUGAUAUUGGGGGCAUAUGACCAAAAUGGCCAACCCAGGACAGGGCCAAACGUGGAUAUCUUUGCCAACACAGCCAACAACCUCUUCCAUGCCUAUUUCGCGGUGAGAGAUCGCGACCUCAAGCCUCUGGCCCAGCAUGAUCUUGCGACAUUCCAUCUCGAGUGCAAGGAAUCCUCGAUAGACACGGCGGCAAGGAAUUAUGUCAAGCAGUGCUUUGAACGCUCGUUCAGCGAGGCUACGCUUUUCCGCAAAGUCUUCUCCAUAGAAGCACCAUAUUCACCCAACCCCAAGUCGGCGUUCACCGCCCUCAACUCGCAUCAGCGGUCACUUGUAACGGGCACAAACAUCGCGCCCAUCGCCACCAACCUCCAGUCGAAGCUGCAGACAUGUGACUUGCAAGCCAUUUGCAAUCUUGUCGGGUGGGUCACGAACGAAUACCUGCUCGUGGACUAUGACGAGGAUGAGACUCCGUUUGUUGCGCACUGCAGGGAACUUACGUCCAGGCUAUUGGCCGAGCAUCUUUGGACAUUUACCGAUGGUUUUUUUGAUGCAGAAAUCGCGAAGUCCAUCACCAAAGCCGUCGUUCCGCCAGAGGCCAUCAAACUGGGAGCUCCCAGUGCCGGUGAGGGCGGCGGAGCAUCAGCGGCUUUCCCGGUGGUCAAGCGAGCAAUCGAGCUGCUUGUUUUGUUCGACCAGUCCAUGCCCAAGGAGCGCUGUCAACGCAACAGCCCCGUAAUCUUCAAACUCGUCCGCGAAACCAUCGCCGCCCUCCAGCGCGCCGAAGUGCGCAUCAAAGCCUCGUCCACAAAAAACGGCGGUACGGACCCGGACCUCUUCAUGAUCAAGAACCUGCUCAUCCUCAAGAACGAGCUCCUCACCCUCGAGAUCGGCGACGUGCGCAACGGUACCGGCGGCCAAGGAGCGACAGGCGCUUUUGGGAGCAGCAUCCAACACCUCGGCCAAAUCUGGGAGAGUCUCCCGACCGCCGGUAACCUUUUUGGACUGGUCUCCAGCUCCGUGUCGACAUUUAGCUCUUACAUCCCCGGCUCGUUUCUCCUUUCGCGCGCGGCUGGUAGUAUUACUGGCUCCGGCUCUGGAUCGGGCACGACGGCACCAGGUGCGGCGGAAUCACAAGACGCAGGAGAACAGCUGGAUGAGUUACUCCGUCAAAGCAUUUACGCGUUCACUAGGCGCUGGGCGGCGAUCUUCAAUGAGGCCAAGGUCAAGGCGUCCAAGGCUGGCGGGAGGACCUUGAGUCAGUUGGAAAGGGAGCUGGAUGAGAUGCUAGAGACGGCGUUUAAUACACAGCCGGAGGUGGUAGAGAAGUUGAAGGAGGCGAUUCAACUGGAUGCGCAAGCGCAGUUGACUGGGGCUGCUGGUGGUAGUGGUGUGAAGACUAGCGGUUCUAGGACUGGCAAGGAGAAGGGAAGUGUUUAUACUGGUGGCAGUAGGGCUAGUAGGGGGAGUAGUCGGAGGAUGUAG
Molecule: messenger RNA, 2481 nt
Organism: Sordaria macrospora k-hell
Lineage: Eukaryota; Fungi; Ascomycota; Sordariomycetes; Sordariales; Sordariaceae
Biological process (GO): Golgi organization; intracellular protein transport; autophagy
Cellular component (GO): cis-Golgi network; COG complex; membrane
Source: RefSeq, a predicted model, not a curated record